Etheostoma spectabile (orangethroat darter) is the source of this 5539-nucleotide messenger RNA. Its product is annotated as epidermal growth factor receptor substrate 15-like 1. Gene Ontology annotation, molecular function: calcium ion binding; cadherin binding. Gene Ontology annotation, cellular component: clathrin coat of coated pit; cytoplasm; plasma membrane. The transcript is spliced from 28 exons. The coding region runs from base 48 to 2903 and encodes 951 amino acids. The record is from RefSeq and is a predicted model, not a curated record. Gene Ontology annotation, biological process: endocytosis; endosomal transport. NCBI's taxonomy places the organism in Eukaryota, Metazoa, Chordata, Actinopteri, Perciformes, Percidae.
UUGCCUUGGAGAGGGAGGGUGGGUGCGUUCCCGCAGCAACAGGGAAGAUGGCAGCUCUCACAUCUCUCACCCAGUUGUCAAGUGGGAACCCUGUAUAUGAGAACUUUUACAGACAGGUGGACCCUGGGAAUACAGGGAAAGUGGGACCAACAGAAGCUGCCUUGUUCUUAAAAAAGUCUGGACUCCCUGACAUUACAUUGGGAAAGGUCUGGGAUUUGGCCGAUCCCGAUGGCAAAGGCCAUCUGGACAAACAGGGGUUUUACGUAGCUCUGCGGUUGGUGGCCUGCGCUCAGAGCGGUCAGGAAGUCAGUCUGUCCAGCCUCAACCUCACAGUCCCUCCACCCAAGUUUAAGGACACCAGCAGUCCGUCGCUAAGCAGCACAGUUUCUGCAUCCGGCGAAUUACACUGGGCUGUCAGGCCCGAGGAGAAGAGUAAAUUUGAUGGGAUCUUUGAGAGUUUGGUUCCAGUCAAUGGCCUGCUGUCAGGAGAGAAGGUCAAACCAGUCCUAAUCAACUCCAAGCUACCUCUGGAUGUCCUCGGGAAGGUUUGGGAUCUGAGUGACAUAGAUAAAGAUGGCCACCUGGACAGAGAUGAGUUUGCAGUGGCCAUGCACUUAGUGUACCGGGCCCUUGAGAAGGAGCCUGUUCCUGCACUCCUUCCCUCUGCACUCAUCCCUCCAUCUAAGAGGAAGAAGAGUCUGGUCUCAGUGGCUGGCUCUGUGCCUGGAAUACCUGCAAGCCCCCCACCACCAAAAGACUCGCUACGCUCCACACCCUCCCACGGCAGCAUGAACUCACUCAACAGCACCGGCAGCCUGUCGCCCAAACAUACACUCAAGUCUGGACAGCAUUCACUGAACUGGGUGGUUCCAGUGUCAGACCGUGGUCGCUAUGACGACAUCUUCCUGAAGACAGACGCUGAUCUGGACGGUUUUGUCAGCGGACAUGAAGUAAAAGACAUCUUCAUGCAGUCUGGACUUUCUCAGAACGUCCUGGCCCAUAUAUGGGCUCUGGCAGACACGAGGCAGAUAGGCAAGCUGACCAGGGAGCAAUUUGGCCUGGCCAUGUAUCUCAUCCAGCAGAAAGUCAGCAAGGGCGUAGACCCUCCACAGGCCCUGACUGCCGACAUGAUCCCCCCGUCUGAGAGAGGCACUCCGGUACCAAGUUUGUCUGGAUACAUGACCCCCGUGGGAUCAGAGAUGGCUGCUCUGUCCGAGAUGAGACGGGCUAUAAUGUUGAAGUUGUGGGACAGCUCUAGUUCAGUGGGUUCGGGGGAGUUUACUGGGAUCAAGGAGUUGGACGACAUCAGCCAGGAGAUAGCCCAGUUGCAGAGCACUCUUGCCUUUACCCAGUGGAAUACUCUCAGGGAGAAGUACACUCUGGAGCAGGACAUAAGGGAGACAGAGGAGGCCAUCAGACACAAGAGUGCAGAGGUGCAGGAGAUGCAGAAUGACCUAGACAUAGAGACAGCCAGCCUGCAAGAACUAGAGGCUCAGAAACAAGAUGCCCAGGAGCGACUGGAAGAGAUGGACCAGCAAAAACAUAAAUUAGAGGACAUGCUGAACGAAGUCAGGAUGAAGUGCCAGGAAGAGUCUCAGAUGAUCUCGAGUCUCCAGAGUCAGAUACACUCCCAGGAGUCAGACUUGCAAAGCCAGGAGGAGGAGCUGAGCCGGGCAAAGGCUGACCUGGGCCGGCUGCAGCAGGAGGAGAACCAGCUGGAGCAGAGCCUGGCUGCCGGCAAGAUCCAACUGGAGACCAUCAUCAAGUCUCUGAAAGCCACGCAGGAUGAGAUCAACCAGGCUCGCAGUAAGUUGUCCCAGAUUCAGGACAGCCAACAGGAAGUGUCUAAAAGCAUUGAGCAGUACAACAGCACCUUGAACGGAACCCACGGAGGCAGUAUGACCAACCUCGCCGAUAUGAGUGAGGGCUUCAGUGACAGAGAGAACGGAGGAUUCCCAGCAAUGGUGAGAGCAGCACAGGAGGAUCCAUUCAAAGUGAAGCCAUCUGUGUUCAACAGCCAGCCUCAGGAACUUCACACUGACCCCUUCCACACUGAAGACCCCUUCAAAACAGACCCAUUCAAAGGUGACCCUUUUCAAAAUGACCCUUUUGCAAAGCCACCAUCAACAUCCACAGAUCCUUUUGGAGGCGACCCGUUCAAAGAGACAGAUCCGUUCAAGGCUUCGUCAGAAGAUUUCUUCAAGAAGACCACAAAGAUGGAUCCCUUCUCCACACCGGACCCCUUCAGUAAAAGUGCCACGUUACCUUCCAAGCAAACCAGUCACUUUACAAGCAAUGACCCAUUCUCCUCAAGCAACUCAAAGCCCAAAGGACCAGACCUGUUUGGCACGUUGGACCCCUUUGGCAGCAGUUCGUUCAACAGCAGCAGUAACAGCUCUGCUGGGUUUGCAGACUUCAGUCUCAUGUCGAAGCCCAGAGGCCCUUUUGAAGGCAGAGCUGGCUGGCUGCCAGACUACGAUAAGUCGAUGUUUGUGGACGACCCAUUCAGCAGGAAGAACGACAUGCCAGCUCUGCCACCGAAGAAAAGUGUUCCCCCAAGGCCCAUACCCCCCAGUGGUAAGAGUACUCCAGUGACCAUGUCUGGCACAGCUGAUCCUUCCAAACCAUGUGACCCCUUCCAGCCAUUUGGCGGUGAAGCCAUCGACCCGUUUCAGAGUAAAAAAGGCCCGGGAGACCCUUUUAGCGGCAAAGACCCUUUCGCCCCAUCCUCAGCAUCAAGACCUGACAAAGCCAAGUUUGGGAAUGAGGCUCAGCAGUUGGAGUGGGCGAAGCGAGAGAGUGAGCGAGCAGAGCGCGAGCGACUGAAGAGGCUCAGGCAGCAGGAGCAGGAAGACUUGGAGCUCGCCAUCGCCCUCAGCAAGGCCGAGAUGUCCAACGCGUGACCUGGAACCCCCUGACGCGUUGACCGGCUAACAUGCAGACAAAACAUGACUGACACCUAAUAUAUAGACAGAAGGCACAUCACUAGACUUAUUCUCAAGUGUUCAUACAAACUCAUACACACAAAACACACACACACACACACACACAAACACACACACAAGUCUUGCAUCUCCGCUAAUUACUUUCCCUCACGCGCAAUGACUCAACAAAUGGAACCGAAAGAUCUUCCAGGCAAGUCUCUCCGCUAACCUAGCAUUUAAAAAAACAGGACAACAAAGCUGAGGGAAGCCGGGAACUCAUUACUGCAUAAGUCUCCCGUUGAUGUGAAGAGACAGAGGACUGAAGGAUGAAAAAGGCGAAGAGGAGGAAGAGGCAAGAGGGGCCUGAUGGAAACAAACGGAUGCACUGUGUAUAUGGACUAUAGUGGCUGGACAGUGACGUGACGGAUCCAUUCACUGGGCUCAGCAGACUAGCCAAUAGAACACCUCAACAGUUUGAAUUUCAACGUGUUGUUUUUGUUCUCCAGCUUCACUCACAAUGUGGCGGAAUGACAUGCUAACUGCACUGUUGCUAUCAGUAGCAACAAGCAGCUGUGAAGAACAAUUACACUACAAUUCAAACUGCCAAGGUAUUUCUUAAAAGGUAUUUUUUUUCCUGCUCUAUAGGGGUGACAUGGAUAUAUCACUGGUAUAAGGUAUAACUGUGUCUGUAAGUGUUUAGUGUUGAGUUGUUUUGCGAGUAAGAAAAUACAGAAUGAGGUGUUACAUAAGUAUUGAGUUUAUAGAGAGGCGUAUAGAGAAGACUGGAUUUGAUUGUCCUCAGGAUUGAGAAUUUUCAAUUUACAAUUUUUCUUUUCUCGGUUUAUUAUUUUUCUCAGGAAGUUCUGUCACUAACCAAGUCUUGGUUAAGAAGUGAAAAGUUCAAUAUUAGUGCUUUUACUUCUGCUGGAGGCAAAAUGAUGUAAACUACUAAGAAUGAAAUUGAUAUUCUCAGCCGACUCUGGUUGAGUCAAAGCAUAUUUCUCCAAAUAUUGGGUUUCCUUUUAAUUUGAUACCACGCAAGGGUCUACCAUGGGAGUAGAGACUUUGCCGUAAAGUGGGGCCUGCUUUUUGCCCUGAGUGCUUUCUUUCAGGUUUGAAAGCGAGGCACUCCCCUUCUCUGGCUCCUCCUCUGUGAAAAAAGACAACUUCUAACCAACAUGAGUCAAAUAUGUUUCACUCUUGUCACACUAUGCGAGGGAAGGAAAAACAACUCCUCUUCUACUGCGUUGAACAAAAAAACUGAUAAAGAUCCAUUACACUGUUUCCCUCUAAUGUGACAAAUACCUGACAGUGAAAAUAACAGUCUCACAUGUCAACAUAUCCUUUAAGUGACAGCAACAAAUUGUACAGAUAUAUUUUCUUUGUCCCCGAGUGUGAGAUUGUACUGUGAUGCCCUGCAGUACUCUCUCUCCCUCUCUCCUGUGUACAUAGAUACCCAUAGCUAACUAUGCCUCCUCUCGACAGCUGUACUCUGAUCCGGAUGCUGUGAUGUCACACCGCAUUCAACAAAUGAAAAGGCAAGAUGAGGGAAUUCAUUUUUCAAUAUUUGACCUUGUCUUUUCUUUUUAAAGAAUGAGGAUUUUAACACAGUAGGUUCUUAUUUUACAAGCUGGUUAUUAUUUUUAUUGUCUUGACAAUGUUUUUGUUUUAAAAGAACAUAGUUGCUUUGUGUUUGGAAAAGGUUUGGAACUGGCUGCAAACAGGUGUCAGGCUGAAAAAUGGAAAUAGUUUUUUAAAAAAGUGCUAUUUCUGAUGCGUCUUAGUUUAGUUUCAAUGUGGACUUAACCACUCACCUUGUUUCUCUAAGAGUUGUCCCUUUUACUUGAAGUGGUGGCGGAUGUUUGAGUGAGACAGACUGAAGUUGACUCUGGGGUUUGAUUUCAUGUGGACUUCAAAGCAGAACUUAUUUUCUGAAGGCUUUCUGUUUGACUCAGAGCCCCUCUGUUGUAGUUUCAAAUAUCAUGUUGUGUUUCUAUAUCUGCGAGUCUGUAUUUGCUGUGUGUCCAUGACCAAUCAUAUGCUUCAGUCAGUGUUUUGUCACAUGCAUGUCCUGCAGUGGGAUUCUGCUCGGAACACAUAUGUGCUUCUAAAUGUUACUAUAAGGGAUUACGUAUGGAGUUUCUCAUUUUCUUUACCAUAACUUUGUAAUGAGUGGAAGAAAGAAGUGUUACACUUGUCUUAGCAUAGCUUGUUGACAUUGUAAGGCAAUGUUCUCACUCUGCGUCUUUUUUGAAGUUGCCAGCAUCUGUUUUACAUCAUAAUCCUGUGGAGUAAACCGUGUCUUUUUUUCUGAAGCUCGGAGCGUCUUUUUGGAGGUGAAAAACGCCUUACGUUUAGUCAUUUUUUGACAGUUGACCAAUAACAAGCGGAGUAGCCAGACCCGUCGUUUCCCUAACAACAGAAAAUGAUGUCAGAGCACAGCGAGUUGUAAUAUAUGAAUGGGUGCUCCCUGUACUGGGAACUUGCUUUGUUUUAUCUAACAUUAGCAACGCUCCACAUAGCACUCUAGGAUACUGUAGCAGUAGCUGUUGUUAUAGCAACAAAAGACGCUCGCAGCUGCUUUUUGGAACGAAAACACUGCCAGCUUUUUUUUU